Molecule: messenger RNA, 2580 nt
Organism: Eptesicus fuscus (big brown bat)
Lineage: Eukaryota; Metazoa; Chordata; Mammalia; Chiroptera; Vespertilionidae
Gene: VPS45
Product: vacuolar protein sorting 45 homolog
Exons: 15
Coding region: 326-2038 (570 amino acids)
Biological process (GO): intracellular protein transport; vesicle-mediated transport
Cellular component (GO): Golgi membrane
Source: RefSeq, a predicted model, not a curated record
AGGAGGGGUUCAGGCCGCGGCCGGGAAGCCAGCGGUCCGGGAGUCCAAGUCUCCAACACCCGCCGGCUGCAGAUGGGUCGGCAGCCCCGUCAGGGCGGGGCGGCCUCCGGCUCUCAGCCGGGUUUCAGCGCCGGGCGCACAGGCCCGGGCCUCCCGACCGCGCCGCGGAACUACAAGUCCCAGCAGCGGGGCUGCCCGGACUUCCGGAAGCCGAGGCUGGGCGGGGAGGAAGCGGCGGAGACCUGGCCGAGAAGCCCGGGGUUCAUUUAGCCAGAAGAAAAGGGGGCGGGAAGGGCUGUGGGGCUAAACCUGUCAGUUCGCCACCAUGAACGUGGUUUUGGCUGUGAAGCAGUACGUUUCCAAAAUGAUAGAGGACAGCGGGCCGGGGAUGAAAGUACUUCUCAUGGAUAAAGAGACGACUGGUAUAGUGAGUAUGGUAUACACACAAUCAGAGAUUCUUCAGAAGGAAGUGUACCUUUUUGAACGCAUUGAUUCUCCGAACCGGGAGAUCAUGAAACACCUGAAAGCAAUUUGUUUUCUUCGGCCUACGAAGGAGAAUGUGGAUUAUCUGAUUCAGGAGCUCCGAAGACCCAAAUACAGUAUAUAUUUUAUUUAUUUCAGUAAUGUGAUCAGCAAGAGUGAUGUGAAGUCAUUAGCUGAAGCUGAUGAACAGGAAGUUGUGGCUGAGGUUCAGGAAUUUUAUGGUGAUUACAUUGCUGUGAAUCCACAUUUGUUUUCCCUCAAUAUUUUGGGUUGCUGCCAGGGUCGAAAUUGGGAUCCAGCCCAGCUGUCCAGAACAACUCAAGGACUGACGGCUCUCCUUUUAUCCCUGAAGAAAUGCCCUAUGAUUCGUUAUCAGCUUUCAUCAGAGGCAGCAAAGAGACUUGCCGAAUGUGUUAAGCAAGUCAUAACUAAAGAAUAUGAACUAUUUGAGUUCCGGCGGACUGAGGUUCCUCCAUUGCUACUUAUUUUGGAUCGCUGCGAUGACGCCAUCACCCCAUUGCUAAACCAGUGGACAUAUCAAGCCAUGGUCCAUGAACUGCUGGGCAUAAACAACAAUCGGAUUGAUCUUUCCAGAGUGCCAGGGAUCAGUAAAGACUUAAGAGAGGUGGUCCUAUCUGCCGAAAACGACGAAUUCUAUGCUAAUAACAUGUACUUGAACUUUGCCGAGAUUGGUAGCAAUAUAAAGAAUCUCAUGGAAGACUUUCAGAAGAAGAAACCAAAAGAACAGCAAAAACUAGAAUCAAUAGCAGACAUGAAGGCCUUUGUUGAGAAUUACCCACAGUUCAAGAAGAUGUCUGGGACUGUAUCAAAACACGUGACAGUUGUUGGAGAGCUGUCUCGGUUGGUCGGUGAGCGGAAUCUGCUGGAGGUUUCGGAGGUUGAACAAGAACUGGCCUGUCAAAAUGACCAUUCUAGUGCUCUCCAGAAUGUAAAGAGGCUCCUGCAGAACCCCAAAGUGACCGAAUGCGAUGCUGCCCGCCUGGUGAUGCUCUAUGCACUGCAUUAUGAGCGACACAGCAGCAACAGCCUACCAGGGCUAAUGAUGGACCUCAGGAAUAAGGGUGUUUCUGAGAAAUAUCGAAAGCUUGUCUCUGCAGUUGUUGAAUAUGGUGGUAAACGGGUCAGAGGAAGUGACCUCUUCAGCCCUAAAGAUGCUGUGGCUAUUACCAAGCAGUUCCUCAAAGGAUUGAAGGGAAUAGAAAAUGUGUAUACUCAGCAUCAACCUUUCCUACAUGAGACCCUGGACCAUCUCAUCAAAGGAAAGCUUAAAGAAAACCUGUACCCUUAUCUAGGCCCCAGCACACUCAGAGACAGACCUCAGGAUAUCAUUGUGUUUAUAAUUGGAGGAGCCACCUAUGAAGAAGCUCUAACAGUUUAUAACCUGAACCGUACCACUCCUGGAGUGAGGAUUGUCCUGGGAGGAACCACAGUGCACAACACGAAAAGUUUCCUAGAGGAAGUUCUGUCUUCUGGACUGCACAGCCGAAGCAAGGAGAGCUCUCAAGUUACCUCCAGGUCAGCAAGCAGAAGGUGAACCGGUGAUGGAGAGGUGAGGAGACCGGCGCAGCUUCCCCUCUUGCCUCGCUGCAGGCUCUCGCACUGACCAGGAGCAUCGGAGAAGAGCCUGGGUUCUGUGCUUGUUCUUACAACCCAUCUCCAGGUAGCCUGCUGAUCCCUGAACUGUUGGCGCAGACACCAAGACUCCCAGUGAUGAGUUACGAAUAAGUCUGAGCCCUUCCCAGCCCAUUUUUCUCAUGGUUUCUUUAUCAAAUAAAUAAAUGUAUUCCUUGUAUUUAAUAGCACAAUCACUUCUGUUUCUGAUGAAUUUUGUUGGAUCUUACUUGACAAAAAGGGUUGUGAGAGCUGGAGGAGUUUUUAGAAGUAAUCAUUUGGUGUACACACUGCACACUCUCUCUCCUCUUGACCCCUUUUAUUUUUCAUUAACCACAUUCCUGCACAAGUCAUUUCUGAAAACUCAUCAUGUUUCUGUAGAGAGCCAUCCAAAAAUUGUCCCUACAUUGCAAUUUUCUGUGGCACUGAGAAACCAUGUGUGACUGCAAUAAAAAGCCAUUUUGU